AUGGAAAAAGAAAAAAAUUCCUCUUAUAUGUAUCAAGAUACAUUAAAAGAUUUAGGUGAAGGCCUACAAAAUAUGGAGACUAUUAAAUUGAAUAAAAAUAAUAAAAAUUAUGAUUUUGAGAAUAUAAAUAAGGGAACAGAUGAACCAGAAGAAAAUAAAUAUGAAAAAGGAAAUGAAAAAGACAACGAUAAUGACAAUUAUUAUAUUAAAGAUUCCUUAAACAAAAUAUUAGAAUCAAAUAAAGAUUCUUAUUUAAAAAAUUUAGAUUAUUAUAAAAAUAACUCAAAAUAUAAAAUUGAUCCAUGUAUCCAUGUAGAAGGAGUUGAAGAAAUUGAAAAUUAUAUAAUAAAAGAAAAAGUUUAUUUAACAACUUACGUUCAAUACAUAGACGUAUAUGAAGAUACAACAAACGUAGAAGAAGAUGUUGAAAAAGAAGAAGUGGAAUAUGUAGAGGUACCAAAAUAUGUAACAAAAUAUAAACCAAAAAUAGUUACUGAUAUAGUUGAGAAAACUAUUGAAAUUCCUAGUGGCGAAGAAAUUAAACAACCAAAAUAUAAUACAGUAGAUGUUCCUUAUAUAGUACCAAAUAUUGUAGAAAAUGAAAUUUUAGUUGUUUCAAAAAAAAUAAUUCAACCUGAGAUUGAAAUAUCUAAUGAAGUUUUAGAAGUAGAAGUAGAAAAAUAUAUUCCUCAUUUGGUUCCAGUAAAUGUCUAUGUGCCACGUUACUUCGGUAUUUCAGCUAAGACGAAAGGAGUUGCUGAAGAAUCUGUUAAAUAUGUAGAUUUAUCACAAGAUCAAAUUGAUACAUUAAUAAAGGAAUUAAAUCCUCACUUAGAUGAAUUAAAAUUAUUUAAUGAAAACCAAUUAAAAAGAAUGGAUGAAUAUGUUAAAGAAUCACAAAUACAAGCAAAAGCACAUAAUUUUGAACCUCCACAACCACAAGUUAUUACAUAUGAUGAAAAUGGUAAUUGCCAAAGUUUUGAUUAUUCUGAAUUUGAUAGAAUUAAAGAAUCUUACCUUAAAGAGUUAGCACAUUAA
This is a messenger RNA of Plasmodium gallinaceum, 1038 nucleotides long. RefSeq names its product conserved Plasmodium protein, unknown function. Lineage: Eukaryota; Apicomplexa; Aconoidasida; Haemosporida; Plasmodiidae. The record is from RefSeq and is a predicted model, not a curated record. Bases 1 to 1038 code for a protein of 345 amino acids. The transcript has a single exon.